AUGCUCCGAUCGUGGGCGGCUCGUUCUCGAACACGUGAUGACGAUGUUCAGCCAGCUGAAAAAAAGAGGAGAUACGAGGAAGACCAAUCGGAGACGACCCCAGCCGACCAGCCAACUUCUUCACUCAGACGGUCAGAGAAAGCUAAGAAGUUGUGCCUCCUCAGAGACAGAGAGACUUGUCUGAUUACUAAUGCUUCAGAGCCCAUUGAAGCAUGCCACAUAUUUCCCUCUGCCAUGGGAAUGCCAACUGGGGAUGCAAAGUCAAUUUUUUGGGGAACUGUCUCCAUUUUCUGGACCACAGCGCAAUUGACAAAUGGAAAGAUAAAGUCUUUGGAGAACAGCGGACAGAGGUUGUCGAGAAUUUGA
Messenger RNA from Aspergillus calidoustus, 366 nucleotides. NCBI's taxonomy places the organism in Eukaryota, Fungi, Ascomycota, Eurotiomycetes, Eurotiales, Aspergillaceae. The record is from the annotation of a GenBank genome assembly.